This is a messenger RNA of Panicum virgatum (switchgrass), 1121 nucleotides long. Its product is annotated as putative methyltransferase DDB_G0268948. The coding region runs from base 101 to 898 and encodes 265 amino acids. The record is from RefSeq and is a predicted model, not a curated record. The transcript has 2 exons. NCBI's taxonomy places the organism in Eukaryota, Viridiplantae, Streptophyta, Magnoliopsida, Poales, Poaceae. Gene Ontology annotation, molecular function: S-adenosylmethionine-dependent methyltransferase activity.
UCAUCGUCGCUGCAACCCGAGUAGCAGCUUUACUUGGCUCCAAGAAGCUAGAGAUAUUCAGAUUGUGAGAGAAAUUACUGAGCAAGAGCCGAUCGAGGCGAUGGCGAACCUGUUCCUGAAGCAGGCGAAGCAGUACGUGGCGACGCGACCGACCUACCCGCCGGAGCUCUUCGACUUCAUCGCCUCCAAGACGCCCCGCCGCGACCUCGCCUGGGACGUCGGCACCGGCAACGGCCAGGCCGCAGCAUCGCUGGCGAAGCUGUACAAGGCCGUGGUGGGCACGGACACGAGCGCGCAGCAGCUCGCCUACGCGGCGGCGCUCCCCAACGUGCGCUACGUGCACACCCCGGCGGACCUGCCGCUCGCCGGGAUCCACGCCGCCGUCGCGGCGCCGGCCUCCGUCGACCUCAUCUCCGUGGCGCAGGCCUUCCACUGGCUCGACCUCCCGCGCUUCUACGCGCAGGCCCGCUCCGUGCUGCGCCCCGGCCAAGGGGUGCUCGCCGCCUGGUGCUACACCGAGCCGCGCGUCGCCGGCGCCGCCGCCGUCGACGCCGCGUUCUGGCGCCUCUACCGCCGCUCGGCGCCGCACUGGGCGCCCAACCGCCGGAUGGUCAACGACGAGUACCGCGGCGCCGACUUCCCCUUCCACCCCGUCGACGGCGAGGCGCACACGGGGCCCUUCGAGUUCGCCACGGAGCGCCGGAUGGACCUGGACGACUACCUCACGUACAUCACGUCGUGGUCGGCGUACCAGACGGCCAAGGACAGCGGCGUCGAGCUGCUCGACGAGGCGACGGUGCGCGAGUUCGAGGCCGCGUGGGGCGGAGAUCGGAAGGAGGUGAAGACGGUGACGUACCCAAUCUUCCUCAGGAUCGGCAAGGUGAGGGCCGAAGAAUGAGAUACAACAAACAAGUUGACGAUGAUGGGUACAAUAAAAUCGGACGAGGCGACUGCUAGGAAUUUUUUGUGUACUGAUAACCUUUCUAUAGAAAGAGAAAGGUUUCUUUUUUAUUGACUGUUGUAUAAAUUUUUGGUUCAGAAUGUAUUUGAAAUUGUAAUGCAGUUUUUUGUAGUUCACUUUUUUAUUGGGUGAAUUAAAGAUUGUUAUUGUCAGAGUGUAA